Molecule: messenger RNA, 276 nt
Organism: Chanos chanos (milkfish)
Lineage: Eukaryota; Metazoa; Chordata; Actinopteri; Gonorynchiformes; Chanidae
Product: SH3 domain-binding glutamic acid-rich-like protein 3
Exons: 3
Coding region: 1-276 (91 amino acids)
Cellular component (GO): cytoplasm
Source: RefSeq, a predicted model, not a curated record
AUGUCACUCACAAUCUACUUCAGCAGCGUCAGUGGCUCCAGAGAGCUGAAGCAGCAGCAGGCUGAGAUUUUCCAGUUUCUGGAGGCAAGGAACAUUCAGUACAACGCCUUGGAUAUCGCACAGAGCCCAGAUGUUAAGGAUGAGAUGAGGAAAAAGGUUGGAAACCCCACGGCCAUGCCACCCCAGAUCUUCAACAAAGACACAUACUGCGGGGAUUAUCAAAUGUUCUUCGAUGCAAAAGAAGAGGGCAAAUCAGAGGCAUUUUUCAAACUGUAG